UCUCUGGGCUCCACCGCCUCCUGUCCCACUGCCCGGCAGACGCCACCCGAGAGGCCACCACCGCAGCCCCUGACCCUGAGACAGACCCGCCAAACGCCUGCCAUGGACGCCACCGACGCCGCCCGGAGCAACGGGGCCAGCCCGGAGGCCAGGGAAGCCCGCAGCCCGCCAGGCCCUGUGGGCAGCCCUGAGAACGGGGCCAAGGCGGACAGUAAGGACGCCAAGACUACCAACGGGCACAGCGGGGAGGCGGCUGAGGGCAAGAGCCCGGGCAGCACCCCGAAGCCAGGGGAGGGGAAGAGCACCCUGUUCCUGGGGGGCGAGUGGCGGCGGCCCAUCGUCCAGUUCGUGGAGUCGGUGGACGACAAGGGCCCCAACUACUUCAGCAUGGACUCUGGGGACGGCAAGCGGUCCCCCUACGCGGGGCUGCAGCUGGGGGCCGCCAGGAAGCCGCCGGUCACCUUCGCCGAGAAGGGAGAGCUGCGCAAGUCCAUCUUCUCGGAGCCCCGCAAGCCCGCCCUGUCCAUCGGGGAGCCCGGGGACGCCAGGAGGCACAGCUUCCCCCGGGCGGACCCGGGCAGCCUGCCGCGCGCCAAGCCGGGCGCCGAGGAGGUCCUGUGCGACUCCUGCAUCGGCAACAAGCAGAAGGCGGUCAAGUCCUGCCUGGUGUGCCAGGCCUCCUUCUGCGAGCUGCACCUCAAGCCGCACCUGGAGGGCGCCGCCUUCCGCGACCACCCGCUGCUGGAGCCCAUCGGCGACUUCGAGGCCCGCAAGUGCCCGCUGCACGGCAAGACCAUGGAGCUCUUCUGCCAGACGGACCAGACCUGCAUCUGCUACCUGUGCAUGUUCCAGGAGCACAAGAACCACAGCACUGUGACCGUGGAGGAGGCCAAGGCCGAGAAGGAGACAGAGCUGUCCCUGCAGAAGGAGCAGCUGCAGCUCAAGGUCAUCGAGCUCGAGGACGAAGCAGACAAGUGGCAGAAGGAGAAGGACCGCAUCAAGAGCUUCACCACCAACGAGAAGGCCAUCUUGGAGCAGAGCUUCCGGGAGCUGGUGCGGGACCUGGAGAAGCAGAAGGAGGAGGUGCGGGCCGCGCUGGAGCAGCGGGAGCAGGAUGCCGUGGGCCAGGUGAAGGUGAUCGUGGAUGCCCUGGACCAGCGGGCCCAGGUGCUGCAGGAGGACAAGCAGACCCGGGAGCAGCUGCACAGCAUCAGCGACUCGGUGCUCUUCCUGCAGGAAUUUGGCGCUUUGAUGAGCAAUUACUCCCUGCCCCCGCCCCUGCCCAGCUACCGUGUGCUGCUGGAGGGGGAGGGCCUGGGGCAGGCGCUAGGCAACUGCAGGGACGACCUGCUGAACGUGUGCAUGCGCCACGUGGAGAAGAUGUGCAAGGCCGACCUGAGCCGCAGCUUCAUCGAGAGGAGCCACGCGGAGAACGGGGUUGACCAUCGCUACAUGAGCAACUACACCAGCAGCUACGCCAGCGACUGGAGCACGCCCGACACCAUGAAGCGGUAUUCCAUGUACCUCACGCCCAAGGGGGGCGCCAGGACGUCGUACCAGCCUGUGUCCCCCAGCCGCCUCCCCAAGGACAUCAACCAGAAGAACUUCAGUAAUCUCUAUGGCACCAAAGGUAACUACACGUCUCGAGUCUGGGAGUACUCCUCCACCGUGCAGGGCCCCGAGGACCUGCCCCUGCCCGGGGUCCAAGGCAGCUCCUCCUUCUCUCUGAAAGCAGGCCCCGGGCGGCCCCCCUACCACUUCCCCACCUUGGGACAGGCCACCUCAGAGUUCCCCAAGCCGGCGGACACCAAUGAGCUGUUUAAAAUUAGUCCCGGCUACCCCUCCCUCAUGCGGAGCCAGAGCCCCAAGGUCCAGCCCCAGACUUGGAAAUCUGGCAAACAGACUUUGCUGUCUCACCACCGGCCAUUCUACGUCAACAAAGGCAACGGGGUUGGCUCCAACGAGGCCCCGUGAGCUCCAGAGGGAACGAGGCACCCCCUCCCGCUGACCCUGCUGCUCUUGCUACUGUCGCGGCUGCAGGAAGGCUGGUGCUGUGCCUGCCGUCCCCAGCCCUCUGCCCGCCCCCAGGGCCAUCCUGGCCACCCCCCCCUUCCCCUUGG
Messenger RNA from Myotis myotis, 2120 nucleotides. It is a transcript of the gene TRIM29, whose product is annotated as tripartite motif containing 29. Gene Ontology annotation, molecular function: zinc ion binding. The transcript is spliced from 10 exons. NCBI's taxonomy places the organism in Eukaryota, Metazoa, Chordata, Mammalia, Chiroptera, Vespertilionidae. The record is from RefSeq and is a predicted model, not a curated record. The coding region runs from base 103 to 1974 and encodes 623 amino acids.